This is a messenger RNA of Nomia melanderi (Alkali bee), 1570 nucleotides long. Its product is annotated as BRISC and BRCA1-A complex member 2. Lineage: Eukaryota; Metazoa; Arthropoda; Insecta; Hymenoptera; Halictidae. Gene Ontology annotation, biological process: double-strand break repair. Gene Ontology annotation, cellular component: BRCA1-A complex; BRISC complex. The record is from RefSeq and is a predicted model, not a curated record.
UCGGUAACUAAUUAUUGGUUGAGAGUCGAAUAGACAGUGUUUGACGGGCUGUCUGUCGUCGCUGGUUACAAUAUAAAACAAUACAAUAAAUCAUUACAUUGUUGGGAGAAUAUUUGCUAUGAUUGUUUAUGAGACCUUAAUUAUAUAAAACAGAACCAUCAAAAUGUUAAACCAGCAAUAUAAUAUUUUACAUCAUACAGAUUCGUUUAUCGAGCCACUUUUAAAACGUACCUUAGAAGCUAAUAAACUUGGAGUAUGCUGUGGAACAAUUCAAAUUGAAUCUGUAUCAUCUAGUUGUGACAAAGUAAAAGGAGAUCGUUUUAAGUUAUCUAUUCCAUACGCUAGACAAACUCUAACAUGGAAUGUAUUUUUUGAUUCGCAAUGCCCUGAAAUGGGCCCUGACUUUAUAUUUAAUGAUGACACUUUUUUAAUGGAUGUUAACAUUGAUACGUUAUCCACUGCAGUACCUAGUCUCGCAAAAUGGAAUAUCCAUGAUAAGGAUGCAUUGUUGAAUGUUCUUAUGGAACUUUUAUCUUGUUAUAAACAACAUCAGAUACAAUUACUUCAAAAACAAGAUAGAUUAAAAUUAGAAUAUAGUAUGUUAAUGGGUUCAUCAGAAAUAGCACCAGAGGAUGUUGAAGUGAUGUUAUUACCAUUUGGUUCCAAACCAACAGAGGCUAAAUUCCUAAUAAGUUUAUCAAUUGAUGUCUCACAGUUGCAAAAUUCAUCUUUUGAACUAGAGAAUGAUAUAGUAAUGCUUCUUGUAACAUUCUGUGGACCCAAUUGGAAUCGGAUUAUACCACAGCUUUAUUUCUCUAAGUCUUUGGAACAAAUUCUUGGUGGAACAUCUGCUUUGCACUUGCCACAUUAUCCAGCUGACAAGUGCCUGACAGAUUAUAUAUUAGAAAUAAAAAUGUAUAUAGCAGAGAAGAUAAAGCCACUAGUCCAGAGUUUAGAGAAAAGAAGACUCUUUGUUACAACUGUACUUGCAUUACAACCUGGUUCUUUGAUUGAAUUUGAUGCCACUGAUUACCGUUAUAUUACACUAUUAUUAGAAAGACAAGAUUUUUCUUAUAUGUUACAUUUUAGACUUUCAUCUGCUUUUCCUACAGAAAAACCUACAGUUGUGAUGCAAUCAAUAUACCAUAUGACAAGAUUACGUUUUCCAUACGAAGAAAAAGUAGAGAAUUUCGACUAUUCUAAUCAGUGGGCUCCAGCAGAAAUGAUCGAAGAAAUUCUGCUAUCUGUUAAUAGAAUGGUUGAGAAAUUUAAAGAUAAUUCUAUUGAAAUAUGUUCAUAGCAGUUCUUGUUUAAACGCUAGUUUAUUUGUUAAGAAAUUAUAAUUUAUUACAAUUUACAAUAAGAAUCUUCAGAAUUUCACCUACAACCUGUUAUGCAGUUUUGUUAAUUAUUUAACUACAUAUUACUGUAAGAAUGAACUAAUAAUAUCAAAUUUUUUUAUAUAAUUCUAAAAAGUGUGAUAUGUAUAUAAAUAACAUGUAUGUAUAUUAUUUUUGUAAUAAUGAUUACAAGUUAUAAUUUUUUAAAUAAAGAUUUAUUUGAAAUUGUU